CAACAUGUAGGGUUUAGUAUGUUGAUAGUUUUCUCAUCCACAUGUACUUUUGACCCUUCAGAGCUAUUUUGGAAAGAUACUAUGUGCUUUUCCCAGGAGUAGUACAGGCAGCUUGUUUUAAUGUCUUGCAUACUUGCAUAUCAGUAAGUUACUCCUAUUUUCCUAGUCUUUUUUUAAAAAACAUAAAAAAAUAAAAAUAAAAAAAAAUAAAAAUGUAAUUGGUUCUCAGAGUGGUAACCCAAAACACAAUUGCUGGGAAUUGGAUUUAGACAGAGAAAUGUAUAGCAAUAUGGUGUGCAAAAGGCAAAAUUAGAAAUGUUGUGUGUCUCAUCUCCCCCCCCCCCCCAUCUGAAUAAUAAUUUAAAUGACUACCUGUAGGGGGAAAAAAAAGUAGCCUACAUUAGGAAUUACAAAAUAAAGCCAUGAGAGCAUUAUACUAAUGCUUUGGUAAUCAAGAUUUAUUUAUCAACCCAAAAUAUUUCUCACAGGGAUUGCAACCCUGGCCACAGGCACUCGUACAGCACCUGUGUCGGUACAGGAAUGUAUGUUGUACUUUAGGCAACGACUUUUUUUUUUAAUUGUUGUACCAACAUGUGCUGUGUGACUGUUUGUUUUUUGCAGAAGGUGUGCAGCACUUUCUUACUACACUUGGUACAGUACACCAGCUGAGUAAAGAGUAAAUUCAAAGCAUUAUGUUUUGAUUUGCCACUGUGGUCGGCACCACACAAUCAGCCACUUCGAUAAGAACUCAAAUGAAAAGCUUUUUACAACAGUGAUGACAGUCGGGGAAGUGCGAUCCUUUACCAGUAAUGAAAGGUCUCCCAGCAGGGAACAGACACAUUGCCACCAAGAGACCUUUUUAAUGGAGUUCUUGGGACCUUGAUCAUUAAUCUCCUAAUUAAAAACAUGCUGGGUCACGAUGAAGAGGCGGUGGUGGAUCUUGGUAAAACCAGCUCUACGAUCAGCACAAACUUUGAAAAAGAAGAACUAGAAAGCCACAGGGCGGUGUACAUCGGGGUCCAUGUGCCCCUGGGCAAGCAGAGCCGACGGAGACACAGGCACAGGGGCCACCGGCACCACAAGAAGAGGAGAGACCGGGAUUCUGACCGGGAGGACGGCAGGGAUUCGCCCACGUAUGACACCCCAUCUCAGCGUGUGCAGUUUAUCCUAGGCACUGAGGACGACGAUGAAGAGCACAUUCCUCACGACCUCUUCACAGAGAUGGACGAGCUGUCCUUCAGGGAGGGACACGAAUACGAGUGGAAGGAGACUGCAAGAUGGCUGAAAUUUGAAGAAGAUGUGGAAGAUGGCGGUGAGAGGUGGAGCAAGCCCUAUGUAGCCACCCUCCCUCUGCACAGCCUCUUCGAGUUGAGGAGCUGCAUAUUAAAAGGAACCGUCAUGCUGGACAUGAGAGCCAACUCUAUAGAUGAGAUUGCAGAUAUGGUUAUAGACAACAUGGUCGUGUCUGAGCAGCUGGAUGAGUCUGUGCGAGAGAAGGUGCGGGGGGCCUUGCUGAAGCGGCACCACCACCAGAACGAGAAGAAGCUGAGCAACCGCAUCCCCCUGGUUCGCUCCUUCGCUGACAUAGGCAAGAAACAAUCUGAUCCUCACUUGCUUGAGAGAAAUGGGGAAGGCCUGUCAGCUUCCCGUCUUUCCCUCAUUCGGACGGGUCUCUCGUCAUCCAACCCGUCUCAAAGAAGAGAAUCCCACAUUUCCCUCCUCUUGAAUUACCUCCUGCCGGGCUCCAAAGCCGGGACCCCUGCAGGUUCAAGGUCUACCACCCCCCAGACCUCCCCUAAAAACACACCACCCUCCACCCCGGCCCUGGAGAGCUUCCAGGAUCCCGAGGUGACCUGUGUGUACGACAUUCCCAUAGUGGUGGUGUACCCACCUGAGGAGGACCUGCUGCCAGCGGAGGGGCAGGGACAGGAGGACCAUCAUCUUGAGCAACCCCAACCAGGACACUUGGCGUCCCCACAGUCUGUUCCAGGAAACCUGGAAAUCUCCAAAGGAAGUGAAAGCAAAGGUAGCAUGGCAGGAGGCAGCAGGGAGAACAGCACUGUUGACUUCAGCAAGGUUGAUAUGAACUUCAUGAAGAAAAUACCCCCCGGAGCUGAAGCCUCAAAUGUUCUGGUGGGAGAGGUGGACUUUCUGGAGAGGCCCAUUAUUGCCUUCAUCCGACUCUCACCUGCUGUCCUCCUGAACGGCCUCACGGAAGUGCCUGUCCCUACCAGGUUUUUGUUUUUGUUAUUGGGUCCAUCUGGCAAAGGGUCGCAGUACCAUGAAAUUGGUAGAUCAAUUGCUACACUCAUGACAGAUGAGAUUUUCCAUGAUGUUGCUUACAAAGCAAAAGACAGAAACGACCUUUUAUCUGGAAUCGAUGAGUUUUUAGACCAGGUAACAGUUCUGCCGCCAGGAGAGUGGGAUCCUACGAUACGAAUUGAACCGCCAAAAAGUGUUCCUUCACAACAAAAAAGAAAAAUACCUGCUCUUCCAAAUGGCUCCACCCCGGCCAGUGAAUCGAUAAAGGAAGCGGAGCACCAUGCUGGACCAGAGCUCCAGAGGACAGGAAGGCUGUUUGGUGGCUUGGUGCUUGAUAUAAAGCGGAAAAAACCCUUUUUCUUGAGUGACAUCAAGGACGCGUUGAACCUGCAGUGCCUGGCCUCCAUCCUCUUCCUCUACUGUGCCUGUAUGUCUCCUGUUAUCACUUUCGGGGGACUGCUGGGAGAAGCUACAAAAGGCAAUAUAAGUGCAAUAGAAUCCCUCUUUGGAGCCUCGUUGACAGGGAUUUCCUAUUCGUUAUUCUCUGGACAGCCCCUAACGAUAUUGGGAAGCACGGGACCAGUUCUGGUGUUCGAGAAAAUUUUAUUUAAAUUUUGUGUGGAUUAUGAACUCUCAUAUCUCUCUCUGCGCACCAGCAUUGGUCUAUGGACAGCAUUCCUCUGCAUUGUGCUGGUCGCCACAGAUGCCAGUAGCCUAGUCUGCUACAUCACCAGAUUUACCGAAGAAGCCUUUGCUGCUCUUAUUUGUAUUAUAUUUAUUUACGAAGCACUAGAGAAACUCUUUAACUUGGGAGAGCUGUAUCCGGUCAACAUGCAUAAUGACUUGGAUAAUCUUACAUUUUACACAUGUCAGUGUUCCAAACCUGCAAAUCUAAGCGCUGUAACGCUACAACAUUUGCAAAAUACAAGCAUGACACCGGAAUCAAUUCUUUGGGAAGAUCUUGAUGUUACAAUGUGCAAGGCGCUCCAUGGGGAGUUUGUCGGACUGGCCUGCAAGGACCAACACCACGGUCCAUAUAUUCCUGAUGUCCUCUUCUGGUCGGUCAUCUUGUUCUUCACUACCCUCUUCCUUUCCUCAUUCCUCAAACAGUUCAAAACGAUGCGGUAUUUCCCAACCAAGGUGAGGUCGACCAUCAGUGACUUUGCUGUGUUUCUUACCAUAUUGAUUAUGGUGUUGGUGGACUACCUGAUUGGAAUUCCUUCUCCAAAGCUUAAUGUUCCUGAUAGGUUUGAGCCCACAUCAAAGAACCGAGGCUGGCUGAUUGAUCCUCUAGGCCCGAACCCCUGGUGGACAUUGCUAGCUGCUGCCAUCCCUGCUCUGCUCUGCACUAUCCUCAUCUUCAUGGAUCAACAGAUCACUGGUGUUAUUAUUAACAGAAAGGAGCACAAGCUAAAGAAAGGCUGUGGGUACCAUCUGGACCUGCUGUUGGUUGCUGUGAUGCUGGGGAUCUGCUCCAUCAUGGGGCUGCCCUGGUUUGUGGCGGCCACUGUCCUCUCCAUCAGUCACGUCAACAGUCUGAAGGUGGAAUCGGAAUGCUCUGCGCCGGGGGAGCAGCCCAAGUUCCUUGGAAUCCGAGAGCAGAGAAUUACAGGCCUCGUGAUAUUUGUCCUCAUGGGACUGUCUGUUUUUAUGACUUCUGUUUUGAAGUUUAUUCCUAUGCCAGUAUUGUACGGCGUGUUUCUCUACAUGGGCGCUUCUUCACUGAAGGGCAUCCAGUUUUUUGAUCGCAUAAAGCUGUUUGGCAUGCCAGCAAAGCACCAGCCUGACCUGAUUUACUUGAGAUACGUUCCACUGUGGAAGGUGCACGUCUUCACAAUCAUUCAGCUCACCUGCCUUGUCCUGCUGUGGGUCAUCAAAGCCUCUUCUGCUGCUGUUGUCUUUCCUAUGAUGGUCCUUGCUCUGGUGUUUAUCCGGAAACUCCUGGAUUUCUUCUUUACCAACCGGGAGUUGAGCUGGCUGGAUGACCUCAUGCCAGAAAGCAAGAAGAAGAAGGAGGAUGACAAGAAGAAAAAAGAGAAGGAGAAAAUGAAGAAUGGACUUAGAGUACCAGGGGAAGCUGAACGAAUGCUUGCUGUCGAUGACGGUGAAACAGUGCAGAUCCCUUUUGAGGGAGGAAACCUUUUAAAGAUUCCUGUUAAAAGCCUCAAGUGCAGCUCUGAUCCUUCUGUUGUAAACAUAUCUGAUGAAAUGGCCAAAACUGCUGUGUGGAAGGCUGUUGCCAUGCCUGCUGACAAUGCCAAAGCAAUGAAACCUAGCUCAAGCCCUGAGAAGACGGCAUGUAUUAAAAUCAACAUUGAAGAUGCACAGGGAGGGAAGGAAGCUGAUUCCGAAACAUCCCUUUAGGACUCUGAAGCAUGAAACAUUUGUUUGAAAGCCGCGACUUGAACAGCAUCUUGGCCUCAAUUCCAUGUACAAAGGACCUGAUAUAGAGAAUUCAAGCCAAUGGCUUUUUUUUAAUUUUAUUUAUUAUUUUGAAAGCCACCCUCCAACCUGAUGUUACAAAUUAACUUCAACCUAGGUAAUCAAUUAGCUAAUCCUGCAUAAGAAAGCAAAACAAAACUGAACAAUAGAUCUAUUGUUACAGUUAAAUUCGUACAAUUUAAAUAUGUAUUAUAGAUAGAUAGAUAAAUCGAGAGAGGUCAGAAUCAAAGUGGAGUUUUCUUUUAAAGCGGGUGCAUCAUCUGGUCAUUUAACCCUUCAAAAUUCAUUUUUAGGGGGUAAAUGUAUUCUUUCAGUGCAUUACACUGAACUAUGAUAGUUUUCAACAAUAUAGCAAUAUCUCAAAGAUUUGCCCACUGUAAUUACAAACGCCUCAUUUAGAAAAGGAUGCGUUUUGUUUUGCCUUAUUUAAAACAAAAAAAAAAGAGAGAAUACAUGUUGCCAUUUUUUUUUUUUAUGCUGCUGUGUUGUGAAACCAACAUUUUUUGCAAUAGGUUUUGGGGUUACAUUGCCUGGUAAGGUGCAACAUGAAGACUAUAUGUACAGUGCCUUGCAUAAGUAUUCACCCCCCUUGGACUUUUCCACAUUUUGUAGUGUUACAACCUGGAAUUAAAAUGGAUUUAAUUGGGAUUUUUACCAUUUGAUUUACACAACAUACUUAACACUUUGAAGGUGCAAAAUAUUUUUUAUUGUGACACAAAAGUUAAUUAAACAAAAAAAAAAGACAUUUGUUGGUUGCAUAAGUAUUCACCCCCCUACUUGGUAGAAGCAUCUUUGGCAGCAAUUACAGCUGUGAGUCUUUUUGGGUAAGUCUCUACCAGCUUUGCACAUCUGGAUCCUGCAAUUUUUGCCCAUUCUUCUUGGCAAAAUUGCUCAAGCUCUGUCAAGUUGGAUGGGGACCGUUGGUGAACAGCAAUUUUCGAGUCUUGCCACAGAUUCUUUGACUGGGCCAUUCUAAGACAUUCAGGCUCUUGUUUUUAAACCACUCCAGUGUAGCUUUGACUGUGUGUUUAGGGUCAUUAUCCUGCUGGAAGGUGAACCUCUGCCCCAGUCCCAGGUCUCUUGCAGACUGAAACAGGUUUUCCUCUAGAAUUUCCCUGUAUUUGGCUCCAUCCAUCUUGCCCUCAAUCCUGACCAGUUUCCCAGUCCCUGCCAAUGAAAAGCAUCCCCAUAACAUGAUGCUGUCACCACCAUGCUUCACCGUGGGGAUGGUGUUCUCAGGGUGAUGAGCAGUGUUGGCUUUGCGCCACACAUAGCGUUUUGCGCUAAGGCCAAAAAGUUCAGUUUUGGUCUCAUCAGACCAGAGAACCUUUUUCCACAUGUUUGCUGUGUCUCCCACAUGCCUUUUGGCAAAAUCCAAACGGGAAUUCCAGGUUGUAACACUACAAAAUGUGGAAAAGUCCAAGGGGGGUGAAUACUUAUGCAAGGCACUGUAUUUGCUGGAAGGUCAGUCUUCUAAAAACUGUCAGUAAGUGUAUGGUGUGUGAGCUUUUGUACAUAAUGGAAAGGAGGUUCUGAUUAUCAUCACCACAAUGUUUUGUUUUUCAAGGCAGAUUAGAAGAUAUUUUCUUGUGCUAAAUAUAUAAAAUACAGCUUUACAUUUAUUAGUGCAACUACAUUACAGGUCAUUUUCUAAUGCCAAAGUCUUUUUUGCAGUAAACAAAAACAAACCAUAAAAUUUAAAUAGUUUCUACAUUUUCUUCUACAUUUACACCCAGCAAUAGGUUUUUAAGUGUUUUUGUUUAGUUUGUGUUAUCUUUGUGCGUGUUCUAUCUUUUCAUGAAUAUGUAUUUUUUGUUUAAAUCAACUGACUUCUGAUAAAUACCUAUAGCUUUUUUUAUUGUAAUUUUAGAAUAACCUCCCUUCAUAAUAUUACAAUACAUAAGAAAUAAGUGUGAGUAUCCAAUACAGUAGACUCCCAUCUAUCAUCAUGUAAGUUUCUGCCAACUCCACACCUGUUUGCCCUCUACCAUAAUCAUUGUAAUUGAAACUGCUUUUCAUAUAGAACCACACAAAAAUGCAUUCUGAGAUAUUAGUAAACUUGUUUUUUUUAGGAGUGCACACUUAGUUUUUGCACGACAGUUUGACAAAGUUGUUUAGAGCAGUUUUGACCUGUAAUGUACUGUAGUUAAAGGGUACAUAAGGACCUUUUUAUUUUAUUGUGUUCCAUGUUCCCAUGUGUUGCUACAACUGUUUACGUAAGGUGUGUGUAUUGUUUUAAUUUUUUUUAUAUAUUUUGACCACUUUAAGUGUUGACCACUUUAAGUGUUAAUCCUUCUUUUCUCUCUCUAACCAUCUCUAUCAACACAUCAAUCAAUUUCGUGAUGCACUGUCACCUGAUUUGUUGACCAAUCUAUCCUGCCUCUAUAAAACACUCCCGUUUCUGGCAAUCUCUCUCUUUUUGAGCUUUGUUUGUUCCCAUCAUCCUCCCGUUCAUCUCCUAAACUUUCCUAUUUUCUUAUUUCCUAUACAGAGCCCUGCACCGAGUCUCCGCUGGGGGGACGGGAGACAUUAUGUACACUAUUCUUCUAGGUUUCCAUCGAUGCUGGACCUUUACUCUCUCAAACUUUGUAAUUAUACUAACUAUUAAUUAUAAUGAUCUGUUUCCUUAGAGCCCCCUCUUAGUGCCGUUGCUGUGUAAUCAUAAUGGCCUCUCUAUCUUAUUUUCUUCCUUCAAGGUCUUGAUCACAAGUACGUUCGGCCCCGUUGAGUCGGGGCCAUUCUCCUCCCCCCUGUGGGUUUGCAUCCGCAUCCAAGCCGUCGCUGCGGCUCUCCUGUGAGUAGGCAACUUUGUUUUCCAGGUCUCGGGGGUCAUCCGACCAGUCUUCAGUCACCAAGAUUCCUGAUCACGAGACGAAGACUUGCUUUCCUAUCCACUUUUCCCCCUUCAAGUAAAUAGCGCUCAUCAAGCCUGCUAUAAAUAACUCUCUACAUGUUUCACUGAUUCUCCGUGAAACUUUUACAUUGCAUUCCCUGCCUCAAGAUGGCUUCCCAUGUACCCGCAUGGACCUCUCAGAACUACAUUUCCCAUCAUCCUCCUGCUCACUGGUAAAGCCAUCUGUUACAUAAAUGAACAUGAGGAUGAUGGGAAAUGUAGUUCUGAGAGGUCCAUGCAGGUACAUAGUGAGCCAUCUUGAGGCAGGGAAUGCAAUUUAAAAGUUUGAAAAUGUGGUCAAAAUGUAAAAAAAUAAAAAUAAAUAAAACAAUACACACACCUUACAUAAACAGUUGUAGCAACACAUGGGAACAUGUAACACAAUAAAAUAAAAAGGUCCUUAUGUACCCUUUAAAUGGAAGCUGGUAUUAGACCUUUACCAUACUGUUCUCUACCUUUUUAGUUUAUACUUUUCUUUUUAAUUAGGUUACAAUAGCCAUACUUUAUAAAGUGUAAUUAUUUUGAGUGGAGUAGUUUUACAGUGCUAAAAUUUACAAAACUUUUACAUUUAAAUGUGAUUUAUUUUAUAUUAUAUUUUUUAUGUUUUUUUUUGUUGUUUAUAUUAUGCAUCUUAUUUAUUUUAAAUAGUUGAUGAUUUUAUGUUUAUGCCAUAUGUUAUUCUGAGAAAUUAAAAAAAAAAAACUGCAUCAUUUAUUCAUUUCGUUUUAUCAUAUUUCUAGUACUUUUAUCCCUGCACUUUUUAGAUAUGUUUACCAUGACUUCAUUGAGAUAGAUAUGUGACUUUGUUUUAUUAUAUGAAUAGCAUCAUCUCAGGAAACUUCCAUUCUGCACAGUAGAAUGACACAGUUUACCCAGAAUUAAUACUUGCAUGGUCAAGUGAUGUUUUUUUUCACAUUUAUAUUCAGUUUGUACUUAAACCAUUGAUAUUUAUUACAUUAAAUACUCUUUUGUAUUGAUUUUACCAAAUGCUAAUUUCAAGGAUGUCGCCAAAAAGUAUGCAUGAAUACUGAGAGAAAGUGAUGUUCACCAGUACAAUAUCCUCCGUUUUUUCCAACCUGUAGGCUUUUUUCAGACCCUUGGACCUGCUAUGGGUGGAUAUAAUAGAAUUAUGCAUUGUCAAAUUGUGUAUACAAUAAUAAUACUAAAUAAAUAUAUAUGGGCUACUGACUGUGAAAUAUUUUGUGACACCAACCCAAUGACUAGUUCUGGUCGUAUUUGUUUUAUUCAGUCCAUACUGUUAGUUAAAAAAUAGAAAUAUUUAGCCAUUCUUAAUAAAUACUUGGUUAAACAUAAUUUUAAAUACUGUGAAAAAGUGUUUUAAUUUUUUUUUGUUUGUUUUUUUUGGAGCAGUAUUUAAAGAAUGAUGGCUAUUACAAAAAAAAGCAGUGUCUGCACAGUGCACAUGUCUUCCCUCAGUUAGCACCUCCAAUCACAGAACAAAUAGUUCAUUUUGUUUUUUUAAGUGCUGAUUUUGUAAGAGUAGUAGCGGUUUUGCUUCUUUUUGUAUUGAUGUGAAGAGAUGUAACAUUCAUUCAGUUGUUUAGAAAGUGUUCUAGCUGUAGUCUACUGCCUUUUGAUAUUUGUUUGAUAAAUAACUAGAAAAUCCUUAUUUUUUGUAAUGUAAUUGAAAUCUGUUAAUGAAAGCAAUAAAAUGUAUUAUAUUAUGA
Molecule: messenger RNA, 9285 nt
Organism: Acipenser ruthenus (sterlet)
Lineage: Eukaryota; Metazoa; Chordata; Actinopteri; Acipenseriformes; Acipenseridae
Product: sodium bicarbonate cotransporter 3-like
Exons: 27
Coding region: 907-4626 (1239 amino acids)
Biological process (GO): transmembrane transport; regulation of DNA-templated transcription; regulation of intracellular pH
Cellular component (GO): nucleus; apical plasma membrane; basolateral plasma membrane
Molecular function (GO): solute:inorganic anion antiporter activity; monoatomic anion transmembrane transporter activity; DNA binding
Source: RefSeq, a predicted model, not a curated record